AAAACAGUCUCUCUCUGUCUCUCUCUCUCUCUACUGCACCUAUAGUAUCUCUCAUAAUGGUCUCGUUCCUCAGCAACUCCGAAUCCCCCGCCCAGGCUGCUUCUCAGUCAACCCCCGUCUCCCCCGUCGCUCAGGAAGUCAACCCCCUCAACCCCAAGGGUCUCAAGCCCUGUUGCGCUUGCCCCGAAACAAAAUCCGCCCGAGACGACUGUUUCCUCAAGUCUGCUCCCGGAGAAGGAGAUAUCGCGUGCAAGGACCUGAUUGAGGCGCACAAGGCUUGCAUGAGGGGUUACGGUUUCAAGGUCUAGACGUGGUAUACGUCUAGAUCUGUGGAGGACGAUAGAGGGAUGGAAGAGCAUGUGGACAGUAUUUUUGGUUUUUCUUCAUGGUUGUACAUAUGCAUCAUACACACUACUCGCUGAAUA
Cryptococcus amylolentus CBS 6039 is the source of this 425-nucleotide messenger RNA. RefSeq lists its product as hypothetical. Bases 57 to 308 code for a protein of 83 amino acids. The transcript has 3 exons. Gene Ontology annotation, cellular component: mitochondrial intermembrane space. Gene Ontology annotation, molecular function: copper ion binding; copper chaperone activity. Gene Ontology annotation, biological process: mitochondrial respiratory chain complex IV assembly. Lineage: Eukaryota; Fungi; Basidiomycota; Tremellomycetes; Tremellales; Cryptococcaceae. The record is from RefSeq and is a predicted model, not a curated record.